This is a messenger RNA of Beta vulgaris subsp. vulgaris (sugar beet), 931 nucleotides long. RefSeq names its product 17.4 kDa class III heat shock protein. The transcript has 3 exons. Bases 274 to 717 code for a protein of 147 amino acids. Lineage: Eukaryota; Viridiplantae; Streptophyta; Magnoliopsida; Caryophyllales; Amaranthaceae. Gene Ontology annotation, biological process: response to salt stress; protein folding; response to heat. The record is from RefSeq and is a predicted model, not a curated record.
GAUGAUAAUCGUAAAAAAGUUUGCAGACUCCACCUGUCCAGGACACGCCUCACAUCCUAAAUCUUGGCGAUGGUUCUAGAAUCUAGAGCAAGAAGCUUGAAGAACUACCCAGAAUUUUCCAAUUACCUCUCCUCUUACUAUUUAUCGUCUACAACACCGCCUUCAUUUCACACUUAUAGCAAUCAAAAAUCGCACUCUUCUAAAGGUUAAUUGGAGCAGCUUUUUAGUUAAAAGGUUGAGUUAAUAUACGAGUACUGAGUAAAGUAGAAGAAAAUGGCAGAUAGUUUGGCAAAUUUGAUGAACAAUGAAGAUGUUUUGAGAAAGGUAUUACACAGAAUUACAAAGGGAGACAUGAAUUAUGAGGAUAAGACACUUUCUACUCCUUUGGCUGACAUUGUUUCCACCUCUAAUGAGUACAUAUUUUACAUCGAUGUACCUGGCCUCUCCAAGUCUGAUAUUCAGGUGCAAUUGGAGGAUGAGACUAUACUAGUGAUCAAGGCGAACGGGAAGCGGAAGAGAGAAGAUGGAGAAGAGGAAGGUUGCAAGUAUGUUAAGCUAGAGAGAAGCGUAGUUCAGAAAAUAAUGAGGAAGUUCAGGCUACCUGAUGAUGCCGAUGUUUCAUCCAUAUCUGCUAAAUGUGAGAAUGGAGUUCUUACAGUCACUGUUAAAAAGAUCCCACCCUCUAAGCCUAAAACUGUUCAGGUUGCCAUUUCCUAAAGAUGGUUGUAGAACAAUCAACAAUGGGAUCACUCAGUAGGAAGAAUUGGGAUGAGAUUUUAAUCUCCUAGUGUCCUUUCCUAGAAAAAAGAUGUAGAACUUUUGCUGUCAUUGUUGUAUAUAGAGUAUGGUUCAAAGAAAUUUGACCAGUUAUGUUUAUGUAUUGUUGAACUAGAAGUAUAUGCAAUCUCGUUUAUGGUUUGAUGAAUCAAAA